CUCACUGGCCUCCUGCAUCCUGAGGAUGAUGGCCCAGCCAGAGGACAAGGCCUCAGCGGGCCCCACCAAUGGGGAGAGUAUCCAACUGCCUUCCUCUGUCCCCUGGUCUCCUGGUCCCUGCAUGUCCCAGACUGAUCCCAUCACAGGCGAAUGGAACAGCUGAGACCCCCUUAAGGGUCCUUGGGACCCCAGAGUCACUCCUUCGCCUUCAGAGGACAUGGGGGGUAUGGCAGGUCCCAGAGCUGGGUGCCCAGGAUGCGAAAGCCCUUCUGGAGCUGUGGCCACCAGGGAGUUUCCUGGUCACAGGACAUGAUCCCAGACAGGUCCUGGUGUUGAAGACAGGACCUUCACCAGAGGAUGUCAACACCUACCAGAUCCAGAAGCUUCCUGGAGGUGUGUCUCUGGAAUCCUCUCACCUCUGCAUGUCAGACGUGCCCCAUCUCCUGGCCUUCCUAUCAGCCAGCAGAUCCUCUGCAGAUUGCCAGCAUCCAACUCAGCACCUCAGGGAGCGUGCUCUUCGUGGUGAACAAGCUCUACCUGGAGACCCACAGAGGGUGGGAGACGGAGCAGACACCCCCAGAGACAACUCCAGAGACUGCAGAGAGACACGAUCCAGCCCCCAGGAACCCAGCCCCUCACCGGGUCUCCUGGGUGGAAGGCCCGCUCAGCCCAGAAGUACACCAUCCUAGGCCCCCUCUGGCCAGCCUGGUGGAGGAGAAGGAGAAAGAGGAGGAGGAGGACUACAAAGAUGAAGAGGAGAGGCCUGAGGACGUGCUCACUCAUCAUAUCCGGGUUCUAGUCAGGGCCCGGAGCAGCUACGUGGCCAGGCAGUUCCGGGGCUUUCGGGCGCGCCUCACCUCAGCUGCUGGGGGCCCCCACAGGCCUGGGGACCCGGCCACAGAGCUGCUUCAGGAUGUGCGGCACCUCCUUACUGACCUCCAAGAUCACUUAGCAAAGGACCCCGAUGUCAGGGCUGUCUUUGCGAGCAAGGGGCCUGGGGCCCCCCAAGAGGAUGCAGAUCUAGGCCCCGCGGUGGAGGCCGCCUUGUGCCAGGCGGUGCUGGCGCCUCUGAAGCCGGCCCUGUGGACUCGACUCCGCACGCUCCGCGCCCCAGAGCUGCGGCUACUACGCCGGCGACAGAUAGCUCUGCGGGCGGAGGCGGGGCCUCCGGGCGCUCAGGGGGCGGGGCAUGAGAGGCGGGGCCCCGCCCCCGCCCUGCGGAGCCGCAUCCACUCGCGCCUGGCGAACCUCCACGCAGCCUGCGCUCCACGCCGCAAGGUGUCUCUCCUGCUGGCGGUGUGCGGUGACGUCUACGAGGGCCUGGCUCGGGACGAGCACCAGGAGCCCCUGGGGGCCGACGCCUUCCUGCCAGCGCUAACAGAGGAACUAAUCUGGAGCCCGGACAUUGGUGAGACGCAGCUGGACGUGGAGUUUCUCAUGGAGCUCUUGGAUCCGGACGAGCUACGGGGAGAAGCCGGGUACUACCUGACCACGUGGUUUGGGGCCCUAUACCACAUUGCCCACUACCAGCCAGACACAGGCCGCGCGCCCCAGGGGCUCAGCUCUGAGGCCCGGGCCUCCCUGCGCCAGUGGCACCGCAGGCGAACGCUGCACAGACAGAGCCCCGACGAAGAUGAGGUGAUCGCCCCUCUGGACUGCGGGUGGAGGCGGGGGUCUGGACCUGUUGCCUUUCUGACCCAGGCUCCUGCCUCUCCCCACAGGCCAAGCUGCCCUUUGAGGAACCAUGGGCAAUAGAGACAGUGCAAGAGACCAAUGAUGAUUAGAGAUCUCAAGCCCUUCUGCUCCGCAAGCAAGAUUCCGGAGGCACCUGGGACAGCACCAACUGUAGUUUAGAUUAAACCAAGAAGGAGGGAUUCCCAGGAAAAGGCCAUGGGUGUGAAGAAAGACCCCUGAGCCAUUGGCUGUUCCUGCUUCCUGGAAUGCCAUCCUCAAAUAUCCACGCUGCUCUUUCCCUCCCUUCCUUUCAGGUCUUUUAGGCAGAUGUCACCUUUUCAGUGAGGCUCUCUCCCAGACACCCCUGUCUAAAACUACAGCUUCUCUGGCUUGACCCACUCUGUGGCAAACAGAAUAAUGCCCCCUUCCCAAGAUGUCCACCUCCCAAUCCCUGUAAUCGUUAAAUAUGUUACCUUAAGUGAUGAAAGGGACUUUUACAGAUGUGAUUAAAUGAAGGAUCUUGCAAGGGGGAGAUUAUCCUGGAUUCAGGUGGGCCUGAUGUAAUCCUCAGGGUUCUUAUAAGAGGGAGGCAGGGGGGUCAGGGUCAGAGGAAGAGAUAUGUAAUGCAAGCAGAGACCGGAGGGAUGUGACCAGGAGCCAGAGAAUGUAGGCCUCUUCUGGAAGCUGAAACAGACAAGGAAUGGAUUUUCCCCUAGAACCUCCAGAAGGAACUCAGCCUUUGAUUUUUGUUUUUGUUUUUUUUUUUUAAUCGAAGUAUGGUUUAUUUACAAUGUUGUGUUAGUUUCAAGUGUACAGCAAAGUGAUUCAGUUAUACAUAUAUAAUAUAUAUAUUCUUUUUCUGAUUCUUUUCCAUUAUAGAUUAUAAGAUAUUGAGUAUAGUUCCCUGUGCUAUACAGUAGGUCCAUGUUGUUUACCUAUUUUAUGUAUGGUAGUGUGUAUAUAUGAAUCCUAAACUCCUAAUUUAUCUCCCCUCCCCCCAUCUCUGCUAUCCCCUUUGGUAACAUUUAGUUUGUUUUCUAUGUCUGUGAGUCUAUUUCUGUUUUGUAAGUUCAUUAGUUUUUUUGUUUUGUUUUUUUUCAGAUUCCACACACACGUGGUGUCACAUGACAUUUGUCUUUCUCUGUCUGACUUACUUCACUUAAUAUGAUAAUCUAGGUCCACCCAAGUUCAGCCUUUGAUUUUAGACCCUAAGACAUAUUUUGGACAUCUGACCUUUAGAAGUGCAAGAUAAUAAAUGUGUGUAUUUUAAGCCACUAAGUUUGUGGUAAUUUGUUACAGCAGCCAUAGGAAAUACUCCCUUAUCCUGAUCUUUAAUUUUUCCCACAGAAGCUUUCACUUCCAACCAUAUGCUUACUUACUGUGUUAAUUGUCCAUAACCUUCUCCCUCCCCUUAGAACAGCACUGUCCAAUAGAAACAGAAUGUAAGCUACACAUGUAAUUCUAAAUAUUCUCGUAGCUACAUUUUUUUUUUCUUUUUUUUUGCUCCAUUGGGUCUUCGUUGCUGUGUGCAGGAGUUCUUUAGUUGGGGCGAGCAGGAGCUACUCUUUGUUGUGGUUUGCGGGCUUCUCAUUGCAGUGGCUUCUUUUGUUGCGGGGCACAGGCUUUAGGUGCGCUGGCUUCAGUACUUGCAGCACAUGGGCUCAAUAGUUGUGGCACACAGGCCCUAGAGUGAGCAGGUUUCAGUAUUUGGGGCAUGUGGGCUUCAGUAGUUGUAGCACACGGGCUGAGUAGUUGUGGCUUGAGGGCUCUAGAGUGCAGGCUCAGUAGUUGUGGCGCACAGGCUUAGCUGCUCCUUGGCAUGUGGGAUCUUCCCAGACCAGGGAUCGAACCCAUGUCCCCUGCAUUGGCAGGCAGAUUCUUAACCACCAUACCACCAGGGAAGUCCAUUUAGCUACAUUUAAAAGUAACUAAAAAGAAACCAGUGAAAUUAACUUUAAUACCGUAUCUGAUAUAACCCAAUAUAUCGCUUCAACAUGUAAUCAGUAUUUUUGUGUUAGUGAGAUAUUUAACAUUCUUUUUGUGUGUAUCCUAAAUCUUCAAAUUCCAGUGUGUUUUAUACUUCAGCACAUCUCUAUUUGGACUAACCACAUCGCAAGUGCUCAAUAGCCACCCAGGGCCUGUAGCUACCAUUUUUAGACAUUGAGUGCAGCCUUAGAAUGGCAGCUCCAGGAGGCUAGGGUUCUCUGUUUUGUUCCAUAGCUGUAUCCCCAGUGCCCAGACAAAUGCCUGGCACACAGUAGAUGUUCAAUAAAUACUUGCUGAAUGAUUCCAUGAACAAAGUUUCUGUGGUAGGCUGAAAAUGGCUCCCCGCAAAAAUACCCAUCUCUUCAUCUCUGGAAUCCAUGCAUGUUACCUUAUUUGGAAAGGGGUCUUUGUAGAUGUUAUCAGAUUAAGGAUUUUUUAUUUUUUUCCAUGCUGCAAAGCUUGCAGGAUCUUAGUUCCCAGACCAGGGAUUGAAUCCAGGCCCACGGCAGUGAAAGCUCGAAGUCCUAUGGACCGCCAAGGAAUUCCCAAGUUAAGGAUUAAAAUGGAGAGAUUACCUAGAAUAUCAAGGGGCACUCUAAAUGCAAUCACGUGUCCUUAAGGCAAAGGAAGACUUGACACAAACAGGAGACGGCAGUGUAAAGACAGAGCAGAGAGAGAUUUGAAGAUGCUGGCCUUGCAGAAUGGAGUGAUGUGACCACAAGCCAAGGAACACCUUCCAGAAGCUAGAAGAGGCAAGGAACGGAGGCUCCAGAACAAGUGUGGCCCACCUGACACCUCGAUUUCAGCCCAGUGAUACUGAUGUCUAA
This is a messenger RNA of Hippopotamus amphibius kiboko, 4487 nucleotides long. RefSeq names its product Ras and Rab interactor like (gene RINL). Gene Ontology annotation, biological process: vesicle-mediated transport. The transcript is spliced from 9 exons. The record is from RefSeq and is a predicted model, not a curated record. Gene Ontology annotation, molecular function: small GTPase binding; guanyl-nucleotide exchange factor activity. Lineage: Eukaryota; Metazoa; Chordata; Mammalia; Artiodactyla; Hippopotamidae. Gene Ontology annotation, cellular component: cytosol; endocytic vesicle. Bases 358 to 1755 code for a protein of 465 amino acids.